Messenger RNA from Prunus armeniaca (apricot), 369 nucleotides. Lineage: Eukaryota; Viridiplantae; Streptophyta; Magnoliopsida; Rosales; Rosaceae. The record is from the annotation of a GenBank genome assembly.
AUGACGUCACACCUUCCCUUUGGAAGGCAUGAUGACGUCACACCUUCCCUUCGGAAGGCUCUCUUCCGAAGCUUGGAAGGAGCCCUCGCGGUGACAUCACACCUUCCCUUCGGAAGGCAUGAUGACGUCACACCUUCCCUUCGGAAGGCUCCCUUCCGAAGCUUGGAAGGAGCCCUCGCGGUGACGUCACACCUUCCCUUCGGAAGGCAUGAUGACGUCACACCUUCCCUUCGGCAGGCUCCCUUCCGAAGCUUGGAAGGAGCCCUCGCGGUGACGUCACACCUUCCCUUCGGAAGGCAUGAUGACGUCACACCUUCCCUUCGGCAGGCUCCCUUCCGAAGCUUGGAAGGACCUCACACCUCGCGAUGA